AUGGCUACUACCAAUGGCGUGAACGGGGUGAACGGUGCUAACGGGGUGAAUGGUACACAUAAAUCAGCUCUCGUGUCUGUUGACGAAUUCUUGCAACAAAGCUUCGACUAUGUCAUCUGUGGUGGAGGAACAGCAGGUCUGACCAUUGCUGCUCGCUUGACGGAAAACCCUGAUGUCACCGUCGGAGUGAUUGAGGCUGGCAAAAAUCGCCUUGGGGACCCUUUGGUUGAUACACCAGCCGCAUUUAUUCAAAUGCUGGGUAACAAAGACUAUGACUGGGUCUACAACACAGUGCCUCAAGCCGGCAACAAGAACAAAAUCCAUCAUCUGCCUCGAGGAAAGCUUCUUGGUGGCUCAAGUGGUAUCAACUAUAUGAUGUAUGUCCGCGGAUCGGAUGCGGACUACAAUGAUUGGGCGGAUUUGGCCGAUGACUCAAGCUGGUCAGCCGCAGAAAUGAAACAGUAUAUGCGCAAACAUCAAACAUUGGAGCCCGUAGAUCCCCGAAUCACCGAUCGAACAUGCAUGCCGUUUGUUGGGGAGAAUCAUGGCACCAGUGGUCCAGUCCGUACUAGCUUUAACGAGUCGAAACUACCCAUUGAAGAUGACAUUGUCAAGGCUGCUGAUCAGGCAACUGGGUUCACCAAGAAGCCCAUUGAUCCUUGGAGUGGGGACCACAUCGGGUUCUUCAACACCCUUGGUGCAGUCAUCCGAACAGGCCCGAACAAAGGCAAACGAAGCUAUGCUGCUCGAGGAUACUUCCAAGCAAAUGAAGGACGAUCGAACUUGAAAGUUAUCACAGAGUCAUUGGUGUCUCAGGUCGUUCUUGAGAAUGAAACCGCCACAGGUGUUGAGUUUAUUCACAAUGGCCAAAAGCAUGUCGUCAAAGCCAAGCGAGAGGUCAUCGUCUGCGGUGGCACAAUCAACUCACCACAGAUUCUCGAACUCUCUGGCAUUGGAGACCCAGAGAUCCUCAAAGCAGCUGGUGUCGAAGUCAAGGUCGACCUCCCCUCGGUCGGCACAAACUUUCAAGACCACGUCGUCGGUGGCACCGUCUACCAGCUCGCACCCGGUCAAAUAUCGGGAGAGAUCAUCUUCAACCCAGAUGUAAUGGCAGCGGCGCAAAAGGAACUCGCCGAGGAACAAGGAGGCCCGUUGACAGGAAUCCAAGGCACUCAGGGAUUUUUCCCGGUGUCGCUGUUCCUCGAGGACGGCGAACUCGAGGAGAUCGUCAAGUCGAUUGAAUCGACCAAGCCCGCGACGCCCUUCCAAAAGAAACAAUGGGACCAAGUCAUCGCGCACCUUAAGAACCCGAAAUCCGCCAAUCUCCAAUUCGUCUUCAUCAGCGUGACCGGUGACUUCGAAAACGGCACGUCCGACCAGACCAAACUCUGGCCCGUGCCAGCCUCGCCCGACCAACCCCACGGCAUCAGCCUGGCCAUCUGCAUGCAAUACCCGGUCGCGCGGGGGACCAUCCACAUCAAAUCAUCAGACCCGGCGGAACACCCGGCCGUGGACCCGAACUACCUCAACCACCCAGCAGAUGUGGCGGUGCUGGCGGCGGGCCUGAAGUUCGCCGAGAAGCUGAUCGGCGCGCCCGCGCUGGAGGGCAAGGUCAGCACGCGCGUGCAUCCGGACCCGGCACGCUUCCCGCUGACGACGGUCGCGGAGCGCCGCGCCGCCGCAGAGGAGUACUGCAUCGGCGAGUACCACGCGUGCGGCUCGUGCGCCAUGGGCAGCACGGUCGACUCGCACCUGCGCGUCUACGGCGUCAAGGGCCUGCGCGUCGCCGAUGCCUCCGUCUUCGCCAACAACGUCAGUGGCAAUAUCGUCAGCAGUGUCUAUGCCGUCGCCGAGAAGGCCGCCGAUCUCAUCAAGCAGGAUUGGGACUAUGCUGCACUGAAUAAGGCGGUGAAGGCUUGA
Exophiala bonariae is the source of this 1920-nucleotide messenger RNA. RefSeq lists its product as uncharacterized. The record is from RefSeq and is a predicted model, not a curated record. The transcript has 4 exons. Gene Ontology annotation, molecular function: oxidoreductase activity, acting on CH-OH group of donors; flavin adenine dinucleotide binding. Bases 1 to 1920 code for a protein of 639 amino acids. NCBI's taxonomy places the organism in Eukaryota, Fungi, Ascomycota, Eurotiomycetes, Chaetothyriales, Herpotrichiellaceae.